AUGGGUCGGACCGUCGACCAGGAAGUUCACGCGGCGUUUGUCGAGUUCCGCGCUAAGGAGGACGAUAAGUGUCUCUCCGUUCAGUGCAUCUACUGCCAACAGAUCCGCGCAAAAAACACAUCGCGCCAGAAGCAGCACUUGCUUGAGUGCCCUGGUCUUCGUGGCGCCCAGGCUCAGGCUCAAACACAGCCCGCUCAGCCAACGCCAAAUGGUAUCGGCGCUGCGAAUGGAUACCCCCCCAAUCCUAAUGCUCCAGCUCCAGCUGCACCGGGCCCUGCACCGAGCCAUCCCGGUCUCUCAACACCUGGCGGCGCCAUGAUGUCGAAUGGUGUCAAUCCUCAUGCGACUCCCAUGCAGACGCCCCUUCAGAACCUAUCUGGACGCCCCUCGUUGCCAGCUUCCGGCCCCGUCGCUGGCCCCUCUGCUCCCGCGCCGCAGCAGGCCGCUCGCACGACCCCGAAAGCGAAGCCAAAGACGUCGACUUCAAGUCUCCCUGCCCCUCCCCUCGACGAUGUCCAUGCUGCGUUCGUUGAGUUCCGCGCAAAGGAGGAAGAUAAGUGUCUCUCCGUGCAGUGCAUUUACUGCCAACAGGUACGCGCAAAGAAUACCAGUCGACAGCGCCAGCAUCUCCUGGAAUGCCCUACCUACCUUAGUGUUAUGAAAGACUCGAUCCCCGCGAACAACCUCCUCCACACAUUUCCCGAAGGCGAAGUCGCGCGGUCACUCCAGAUACCUGCUCCUAGCCUCGAGCUGGAUUUCCGCUUGAGCCUCAAGGUGAAUCCGAAGGUUGGCGUUGGCCCUGGUAUCUGGGGUACAAGAGACUGGGUCACGUUCGUUGGUGGCCAGUGGGCUGGAAGAUGGGGUAAAGGAGUAGUUGUGCCCGGUGGACAAGACUCCCAAGUUAUGACCAAGGAUUCCACAAGCCUCCGAGCAAACUUCCUGCUACAGACAGCAGACGAUCCCCCGGCGUUCAUCGUCGUUAAAACCACUGGAUGGUUGACAGGCGCGAGGGAUGUGUUGGACAAGCUUGGCGAUUCUGCAAUGGCGGAUGGGAUAAACCCUAAUUCAUACAAGUAUCGUGUGAACCUCACAAUGGAGACUGGCGAUGACCGCUAUACUUUCCUGAAUACAUUGAUGUGGAUUGCCAGCGGCUGCCGCAGGGGCCAAGAAAUCAUCUUUGAUUCCUUCCGCGUCAACUAA
Aspergillus puulaauensis is the source of this 1200-nucleotide messenger RNA. RefSeq lists its product as uncharacterized. The record is from RefSeq and is a predicted model, not a curated record. NCBI's taxonomy places the organism in Eukaryota, Fungi, Ascomycota, Eurotiomycetes, Eurotiales, Aspergillaceae. The transcript is spliced from 5 exons. Bases 1 to 1200 code for a protein of 399 amino acids.